Messenger RNA from Etheostoma cragini (Arkansas darter), 694 nucleotides. Its product is annotated as OTU domain-containing protein 5-A-like. Lineage: Eukaryota; Metazoa; Chordata; Actinopteri; Perciformes; Percidae. The record is from RefSeq and is a predicted model, not a curated record. The coding region runs from base 72 to 677 and encodes 201 amino acids. The transcript is spliced from 2 exons.
CACACACAUACACACACACACACACACACACACACACACACACACACACACACACACACACACAUACCACCAUGACGAUCCUCCCGAAGAAGAAGCCCAGCUCCGGGGUCGGCGUCUCGGACCACGCCGAUGACAGCGACCGUCGGAGCGGCCCCGACCCGCACCAACAUCCGCACCCGCACGCCGGGCGCACCGGAGCCCGGCCGAGGGCUUCCCCCCCGCCGUGGUCCUACCAGCCCGCUCCGCCCUCCGCGAGGGACGACAGGCGGAGCAUCGAGGCGAGCUCGCGGCCCCAGCAGGCCUCUCCGCCGCCCGUCGGCUCCGUUUCCCCGGUGGGACCGGCCGACGGUCGGGACGGCAGCGGCGCGAUGGUGGCCGGGCCCCGCGGGGAGCUCGUGGUGUCGGCCGGGGUCGUCGGCUGCGGCGGGGGCAUCGGCAGCUGCUGCUCCGGGCCCGGGCUGAGCAAGAGGCGGCGGCAGGCGGGCACCUGCUCCGGCGGGGUGGCGGCGGCGCUGGCCGGCGGGGGGCAGCCCGGGGUGGCCGGACCGGGAGGAGGAGGGGGGGGCUCCAGCCAGGACACGGAGGAGGGAGCCGGGAACAACAGCGAGGACGAGUACGAGAACGCCGCCCGGCUGCAGUCCAUGGACCCGGCUACGGUGGAGCAGGUAGGAAGCUAACGUUAGCUAAGAUAGCA